Cynoglossus semilaevis (tongue sole) is the source of this 881-nucleotide messenger RNA. It is a transcript of the gene ebpl, whose product is annotated as EBP like. Gene Ontology annotation, cellular component: membrane; endoplasmic reticulum. Gene Ontology annotation, biological process: sterol metabolic process. Gene Ontology annotation, molecular function: cholestenol delta-isomerase activity. Bases 205 to 828 code for a protein of 207 amino acids. The transcript has 4 exons. The record is from RefSeq and is a predicted model, not a curated record. Lineage: Eukaryota; Metazoa; Chordata; Actinopteri; Pleuronectiformes; Cynoglossidae.
CACGUCUGUACACAGUCCAGUUGAACAGUGUACAACAGACCGAAGUAGUGAAUGUUGAACUGAUCAAAGAACUGUCUGAAGAACAGCAGUGCCAACAAGAGAACUGUAGUACAGACUCUAAAACUGACUGCAGUAUUUAAUGUAGUACAAACUAAAUACUAAACUUCGAUACUAAAAGAGUGUAGUUAAUUUACUGCAGGAGCAAUGGACUCAACAACGCCCCCUGGCCUGUCUUUGGUCUCAGUCUGUUCGCUGUUAGCUUGUAGCCUCCAGGUGUUGGCAGCUGCCAUGCUCACACACAGGUUUGGGGGGCAGAGCUCGGUGACGGACAGGUGGAUCCUACUGUGGCUUUUUUAUGAUGUCAUCGUCCACCUGACACUGGAAGGACCAUUUGUUUACAUGUCUCUUGUUGGUACAGUGCAGACGUCUGAAGGUCCUUUAGCAGAGCUCUGUGAGUAUUACGGUAAAGCAGACAGUCGUUGGUUAGUUUCUGACUCAACCAUCGUUUCCAUUGAGAUUCUGACAGUGGUCGUCUGUUCUCUGAUUGGAAUCUUUCUAAUUUACGCAGUUCUGACUCAAAAGUUCUACAGACACUACCUGCAGGUGGUGCUGUGUGUGUGUGAGCUUUAUGGAGGCUGGAUGACCUUCUGUCCUGAUUGGCUGGAGGGCAGUCCACACCUGGACACGGCUCACUGGCUCUACCUGUGGGUCUACUUGGUCUUCUUCAAUGGACUGUGGGUGCUAAUCCCGCUGUUGCUGCUCGUCCAAUCCUGGUUCAGCCUAAAGAGGUUGCACAGUGAUGCCACAGGCAUAGACAAGUACAAGUAAUCAGUUCUCAACAUGUACUAAUCAAUAAAUAAAGUUUCCCAUUUCCCCCCAAA